Molecule: messenger RNA, 426 nt
Organism: Oncorhynchus kisutch (coho salmon)
Lineage: Eukaryota; Metazoa; Chordata; Actinopteri; Salmoniformes; Salmonidae
Product: microfibril-associated glycoprotein 4-like
Exons: 3
Biological process (GO): elastic fiber assembly
Source: RefSeq, a predicted model, not a curated record
GUGGAACAUCUCAUAUUUCUGUGGAACAUCUCAAAAUGCCCCUCUAUUCCAGGUGAUCCAGGAGAGAAACGAUGGGACCAAUACAGGAGUGGGUUUGGGCAGUCAUCUGGAGAGUACUGGUUAGGCCUAGAAAACACCCAUCUCCUCACUCAGAGGAAGCAGUAUGAGUUGAGGGUGGACCUGGGGGACUUCGAAGGAGCUAAAGCCCACGUGCAGUACUCCUCCUUCUCUGUCGACUCUGAGCAUGAAGGAUACAAGCUGCAUUUAAGUGGCUUCAAAGAUGGAGGUGCUGGAAAAUCUAUGGAUGAACACAAUGGGCAGAAGUUCUCCAUCUUCGACAAAGGCCAGGGCACUCACGCUUCAAACAGUGCUAAAUCAUAUCUAUCUACCUUCUGCUCUCUCUAUCCCCCUAUCUCUCCUCACUAG